Schistosoma rodhaini is the source of this 507-nucleotide messenger RNA. The record is from the annotation of a GenBank genome assembly. NCBI's taxonomy places the organism in Eukaryota, Metazoa, Platyhelminthes, Trematoda, Strigeidida, Schistosomatidae.
AUGGCUAGAAAAGGUGAACGUGUUUCUGCAAAUGAAGAUGAUGAUGAAGAUAUUUAUGAUCCUAAAAGCAAAGGAUUCUGUCGUGCAUGUGUCGACUUGUCAAAGUUCGGUCUUUUGAAAGCAAAGGAGAUGGUUUCCAAACCGAGUAUAGAGUGUCCACCGGAUAAAAUUGAACUUGGAAAAGCGACAUGGACUUUUUUGCAUACAAUGGCAGCAUAUUACCCUAUACAUCCGACAUCGAAACAACAAGAAGAUAUGAAGAAGUUUUUACAAACAUUUGCACAGUUCUUCCCUUGUCGACAAUGUGCUUAUGAUUUUGAAUCUAAUAUUAUUGUUCAUCCACCAAAAUUGGAUAGUCGUAAUGCAUUAAGUGGAUGGUUAUGUAUGCAACAUAAUUUAGUGAAUAAAAAAAUUGGUAAACCAUUAUUUGAUUGUACUUAUGUAUUAGAAAGAUGGCGAUAUGGUUGGAAAGAUAAAGAUGAUUGUAAACUACCAGAACAAGAUUAG